This is a messenger RNA of Scatophagus argus, 2326 nucleotides long. It is a transcript of the gene mphosph10, whose product is annotated as M-phase phosphoprotein 10 (U3 small nucleolar ribonucleoprotein). NCBI's taxonomy places the organism in Eukaryota, Metazoa, Chordata, Actinopteri, Scatophagidae. Gene Ontology annotation, biological process: rRNA processing. The coding region runs from base 60 to 2105 and encodes 681 amino acids. Gene Ontology annotation, cellular component: sno(s)RNA-containing ribonucleoprotein complex; small-subunit processome; nucleus. The record is from RefSeq and is a predicted model, not a curated record. The transcript is spliced from 11 exons.
GAAAAGUUUCUCGGAGAACCUGUUUACCUGCGACACAGAGGGUCACACAUGUGGGGGAAAUGAUGGCUAGUGGGGAUGUGCGGAGCGUGCUGGAGGAGUGUGUAAAGGAACUAAAUGCCAACACAACACAACCAGAAAACUUUCUUAGCCUUCAAGAUGGAGUUGCAGCAGACUUUAUCUCUCUCACUAAGACCCUGUAUGACCUCCACAAAGCUCAGGAGCCUGCAGAUUAUAAAGGCAGCCCGCUGGCUCAGCUGGUGGUGGAAAACUUUGAUGAAGAGCAGAUCUGGCAGGAGUUGGAGCUGCAGAACAAUGCUGUACUGAAACACUUUAAAAAUGCCACUGACGAGGUUUUGUCAGAUGAGACAUUAACAUUGUUGGAAGAAGAGGAAGAAAAGAGUAGCGAUGAGGAAGAAGUAGAGACUGAUGAUGACAGUGUAGAUGAGGACGAAGAGGAGGAGAAACCACCCAUACGGUCGAAAAAAAUGGCUGUGCAGGCGGAGGAUUACACAGAUGAGGACUCUGACUUAGAUUUUGAUGUUGAUGCUUUAGAGAAGCGAGAAAAACAGAAGAAAGAUAUUGGAAGGAAGAGCUCCAAAACAAAGAUGGUUCCCUCUGAGGUUGAUGAUAAGUUCUUCAAACUGUCAGAGAUGGAAUCGUUUCUUGAUGAUAUGGACAAGCAAGAGGGAAAGGAGGAUCAGAACGAGGAUGACAUAGACUACUUUCAGGACCUGCCCUCUGAUGAGGAUGACGACCUCGACCUAAAUCAAAUGCUUUCAACCAAAAAGCAAAAGAAAAGCUCUGCAAAAAGCUCCAGGAAUCUCAAGUAUAAGGACUUCUUUGAUGCUGUGGAUAGCGAACCAGCUAAAGCAGAUGACCAGUCAGAUGGUGAGGAUGACAGCAUGGAUGAAAGCCAUGAAAGCCAGGAAGCAGGUGAACAAGAAAUGGAUGACGAAGAUGAUUAUGAUGGUGAAGAGGAGGAUGACGAUGAGGAUGAAGAGAGAAGUCAGUCCAAAGCAUCUCGUAAGAAAGUGACCUUUAACGUCUCUGGGGACGAGGAAAGCGAGGGAGAGGACAUGGAGGAAAUUUUUGGAGGAAAAAGUCCAAGUUCAGCAAAGUCUGAAUCAAAGUCAUCAUUUGAGAAACGGCAAGAGAAGAUGUCAAAGAAGAUCGAGGAGUUGGAGAAAGCGGCUCUUGGGGAGAAGCCCUGGCAGUUGUCUGGAGAGGUGACGGCACAGACUCGUCCAGAGAACAGCAUGCUGGAGGAAGAUGUGGAGUUUGACCAGACAUCCAGGAUGGCUCCUGCUAUCACAGAGGAAACCACGCUGCAGCUGGAAGACAUCAUCAAACAAAGAAUUAAAGAUCAGGCGUUUGAUGAUGUGGUCCGCAAGGAGAAACCCAAAGAGGAGGUGUUUGAGUACAAGAAGAGGCUGACGUUGGACCAUGAGAAGAGCAAACAGAGUCUAGCGGAAAUUUAUGAGCAAGAAUACCUCAAGCAGAAUCAGCAACACACAGAGGAGGAGGAGAACCCAGCCCAUGUAGAAAUUCAAAAACUUAUGGACACGCUAUUCCUAAAGUUGGAUGCUCUCUCCAACUUCCACUUCACGCCUAAACCUCACAUUCCUGAGGUCAAAGUGGUGUCUAACCUGCCAUCCAUUACAAUGGAGGAGGUGGCUCCAGUCAGCGCCAGUGAUGGUACGCUGCUCGCACCAGAAGAAAUCAAGGAGAAGAACAAAGCAGGAGAUAUUCUGGGUGAUGGUGAGAAGACAUCAACAGACAAGAAACGCGAGAGACGCCACAAGAAGAAGGUGAAGCGCCUAAAGAUCAAGGAGAAAGAAAAGAGACAGAAGCUUAGAGAGGCCAGUGUAGCUGGAGAGAACAAGAAGCCAUCAAAGGCUGAAGUCACAGAAAACUUGAAGAAACUAACAAAAGGAGGCAAAGCCACGAUACUUAAGGACGAAGGAAAGGACAAAGCUCUGCGGUCAUCUCAAGCCUUCUUCUCUCAGCUGCAGGACCAGGUCAAAAGUCAGAUCAAAAGUGCAAAGGAUCCAUCUGUAAAGAAGAAGAAACACAAAGAGGUUUCUGCCAGCAAACUAAAGUUAUAAAAACUGUGAUGUUUUGUUGUGGUGGAACAGCUUUUUAUUGUACAGAUUCUUUUUUAUGAGAAAACUGCAAUAUAUUAAAACGUGAAAGUCCCUGUUAAAUGUUUCCAUUUUCAUUGAAAGUAAUUCCAGUGUCCUGAUGUGUUUGUGUGUGUUUGUCAGCAAGUGGAGCAUUUUGAACCGUAGUGAUGUACAUGUAGUAAUAUUAAAUCACAUGAAAAAUA